AGUGAUUGCUCAAAGGACACAAUUUAAAUACAGUGUAGCUCUGCCAACCGAAUUCCAAGGAGACCUCUCCUGAACUCUUUGACUGAGCCUAUAGGCAGCUACUUUGACCCUUACAAUUAUACAGUUGUUGAAGCUUGGAAAUGGGGGACCAGUAUAACUAUUAUCCGGGCGGGUACACUGGUGGAAUCCCGCCGAACCACCACCAAGCUGAGGCGCUCAAGUCUUUUUGGCAAGCACAGCUGGUCGAGGUGUCUGAGGUCCCACCUGACCCAACUGUAUUCAAGAACCACCAGCUGCCUCUGGCCCGCAUCAAAAAGAUUAUGAAGUCGGAUGAGGACGUGCGCAUGAUCAGCGCGGAGGCCCCCGUGCUGUUUGCCAAGGCGUGUGAGAUGUUCAUCCUGGAGCUGACGCUGCGGUCGUGGAUGCACGCGGAGGAAAACAAGCGGCGCACGCUGCAGCGCAACGACGUGGCGGCGGCUAUCACCAAAACAGACAUCUUUGACUUCCUGAUCGACAUUGUGCCCCGGGAGGAUGGCAAGCCGGAGGAGGGCGGCGCCGCGGCGCCCGGCGGCGCGGCCCCCGCGACUGCGCCGUCACCGGCCGGGCCCGGCGGCUCCGGAAACCAGCAGGCAGCUUCCGCUGCCUCGACGGCUGCCCCGGCAGCGGCCGCGCCGCGGCCGCCCGCGCCACCGGGCAUGCCCACCGCGCCAGGCAUGUUCUUCCCGCCGCCCUUCCCAAUGCCGCCGGGCGCGCUGGGGGACCCCAGCCACGCGGCCGCGGCGGCAGCGGCGGCGGCGGUGAUGAUGCGGCCACCCAUGGGUGUGGACCCCAACCUGGUCCUGCAGUACCAGCAGCAGAUAUUGGCGGGGCAGGCGCCAGGGUGGCCGCACCUGCCGGGGUUGCCGCCGCCGCCGACGUCGCAGCCGGGCGCCGCGGCUGCGGCCGCUGCGGCGGCGGCGGCGGCGGCAGCUGCCGCAGCAGCGGGAGCUGCGGCAGCAGAGGGGCAGGCGGAGGCUGCAAAGCAGGAGUAAGGGGUGGCUGGUGCCUGAGAGCUUUCAAUGUAAGCAAUUGUGACGAAACCGACGGUUACAUGUUUGGGACUUCCUUGGGCUCUUGACGUCAGGAGGACGUGGGCCGGAGAGCGCAUCCAGAAUCGUGGCUGCGGAACAUUGUGCAACGUCUGCGAUCGUGGAAGGCGUGUCAUAUUUGUGUUACAGUGCACGAUAACUUGUUGGGCAAUUUUGCAACUAUGCAUUACAGGAUAACAGGGGUGCGGAGAGACUUACAGUGCGUAUGAUGUUGAGGGUUUCACUCUGCAUGGUUCCCGCGGAUGGUGUUUUGGGAAUGAUUGACUUGGACCUCACUGACGGACUCACGGAUGAAACGUUAUUGCCGCGUACCGGAAUUGUACAGCAUUGAAGCGACUGAAGAGGUAUUGAAAUCAAAUUUAACUGCGAGACGGCGCGGGGUGCAAUGGCACCGUUUCCUGCCCGUGGGUGGUAAGGUCCCACCAUGGUGAUUGGCACGGAUGAGGAGAUUUUGGGCUUGGAAGUUGUGGAACUAUGUUACGGUACUAGAACCCUUUGAGCCCACUUCGGGGACAGAUUUGGGUUGCGGUACGAGAGCUGCCCCUCCAUGCUCGGCACGUGCUUAAGUGCUGCGCAGCUCUAGAACAUACGUCUUUCGCGAGUGAAAGCACUACGGUGGACUGCCACCAACCCAGGGCACCCGUAGGCAUCCACCUUGUGCUGUGCAUGCUGAGACUCCCGUCGCGGCGCAAGGGUCCACUGGCCGUGUAACUUGUGCAACAU
Molecule: messenger RNA, 1811 nt
Organism: Chlamydomonas reinhardtii
Lineage: Eukaryota; Viridiplantae; Chlorophyta; Chlorophyceae; Chlamydomonadales; Chlamydomonadaceae
Exons: 7
Coding region: 141-1031 (296 amino acids)
Biological process (GO): regulation of DNA-templated transcription
Cellular component (GO): nucleus
Molecular function (GO): DNA-binding transcription activator activity, RNA polymerase II-specific; protein heterodimerization activity
Source: RefSeq, a predicted model, not a curated record